Tetrapisispora phaffii CBS 4417 is the source of this 2109-nucleotide messenger RNA. RefSeq names its product Tel2p (gene TEL2). Gene Ontology annotation, cellular component: cytosol. Gene Ontology annotation, molecular function: Hsp90 protein binding; telomeric repeat DNA binding. The record is from RefSeq and is a predicted model, not a curated record. Bases 1 to 2109 code for a protein of 702 amino acids. Gene Ontology annotation, biological process: telomere maintenance via telomerase; protein stabilization. The transcript has a single exon. Lineage: Eukaryota; Fungi; Ascomycota; Saccharomycetes; Saccharomycetales; Saccharomycetaceae.
AUGGAUAGGAAUUUGGUCAAUAAUUUGGGUAAAGGCGCCAACUAUGAGAAGCUUGAAGCUGUGUUAACUGGGGUUUUAGAUGAGAAAAUUGGAUUGAACCUUGAAGUGGUUAUGAUAAUUAUCACUGUUGUAUGUCCAGUCUAUCCUUCUUUACAAAGUUCAUUAAAGAGUAAGUUGCUUCAAAUUAUAUCUAAUUCUUAUCUUUUAUUUUCUAAUAUGAUCAAUUAUUCCUCUAGAUUGAAAGAUUCCAGUAAAAAUUUAGAACGACAAAUUUAUCUAGAUAUAUUGAUUGAUUUAUUAAGAUACCACCCUACACUGCUAUACAAUUAUAUGCAAUUGCUAAAGUCAUCAAAGGAAGACUUGGAUAUAUUAAAGUCUGUGUUCUUUGGAAGCAGGCUGUUUAAUUUAUUGUCAAGCUCAUUGAGUAUAGUUGACUAUAUCGAAAUAUUAACCAUACAUUUCAAGUGUUUUUUGGAUGAAACAUCUUUUGAUGAAAUAAACCUAUAUCAAAAAACGGGAGAAAUGUUGACAUCAUUCUUUUCUUUAAAUCCAUUAUUUACAAUGGAUAUAAUUUUAGACAAACUGUUACUCUCAGAGGAUCAGUAUUGGAUUCAUUUUAAAAAUAUUAUUACUCACUCGAAAAGAAAUGUCAGAAGAAAUAUUAUAAUAAACACCUUAUUCCCAUAUUUUGAUAUCAGAGUUAUUGAAAAAAAUUACAUUGAAAUUUUCGAAAUUCUAAGUCAGUUACAGGUGCAUCAAUCAAUAGAUUAUCAAAUGCUAACAAAUUUGAAAUCAACUAUAUUGAUUGAAAUUAUUUUAAAGAUCAUACCAGAAGUAAUGGUCACUAAUUUUACAGAUAAGGCAUUAAGACGAUUUAGUGAUGUAAAUGUUUACGACGAUGAGAAAACUUGCCAGAUAUUGUGCAUGUUAUUAUCUUACCGCACUACUUCUGAGCAACGUGUUAAAAUUGCUGAAAGCACUGCAUUUUUGAAUGGUGUCACUAAGAGAUUAACCAACAAUGAAUUGACAAUCAGGGAGCGUACAAUGUUUAUUGCAAAAAUGGUAACUAAUGGAACCUUGGAGUAUGAGAGCUCAUUUGAUAUUAUUAUUCCAAGACACGAUUUCAAGAACUUGCAAGUGGCAAAGACUAUCAAGUUGGAAAAUCUAAAGUUAGAGACUAAUAGAUUAGUUGACCAAGACACGGAAGGGAAAUUAGAUGCAAUUUCUAAAUUUAAUGAUUUGAACCUAGACACAGAUAGUGAUGAUGAUGAAGAUUCUUAUACAAAGAAAAAAAUCGUUUUCAUGAAAGAUUUAUUAUUAGAGUUCGAGAAUAUAGAUAAAUCAAAACGCAACGAUUUUGUAUCAUUGUUAAAGACUACAGUUAAAUUAGUUAGGCAAAAGAGAAAUUUUAUCUCUGAAGUUUCAUACUAUGCUGCUAAAUUGAUUGUAAACAUUUGUACUUUAAAUAAUAAUUUUGAGGAAAAGGAUUUUGAGGCUUGGAGAAUUAAUGCAUUAGAGACAAUUUUAUUUGUUACCCCUGAAUCUAUAAAAGAUAUUUUAAAACUAUUAUUUACUACAGAACUCUCUCUCCAACAAAGGAUGUCUAUCCUUUCUUCUCUGGGAUUAUCAGCUAGAGAGCUACGUGGUUAUGAUGAUGAAUACAUUGUAAAAUAUGAAACUGAUUUUUUUGAACAAAAAUUACCAUGGUCCACAAAUCAAAGUCCUAUAUCAUUGCAAUCUGCUGAACAAAGCACAAUUACAGAAAUAAACCCGGCCAAUAAUAGUAUAAUGGAGAAUUCACAAGUAACAUGGAAAUCUAAAAAACUAUUGAAAUCAAAUAAAACUAGUAGAAAAAAUGAGUUUAGAAAGCAUGCAAGUAUUUUUUUUUAUCCUCUAGCGAACCAGUGGCUGAAUGGCAUAGAUUUAGGAACUUAUGAUAAAAUGUUUAAACUGCAUUAUUUAAAAACAUUACAUAUCAUACACGAAUGUGCAUUCCCAUCGAAUGAUUACAAAGAUAUAACAGCAUUAUAUGAGGAAGUCUUAGCAGAUGGGCUAAAACAAGAACUACCAAUUGAAGACCUUGUCAUUUCGAUAAAAGAUAGAAUUUAA